Molecule: messenger RNA, 4242 nt
Organism: Populus trichocarpa (black cottonwood)
Lineage: Eukaryota; Viridiplantae; Streptophyta; Magnoliopsida; Malpighiales; Salicaceae
Product: kinesin-like protein KIN-4A
Exons: 26
Coding region: 449-3604 (1051 amino acids)
Biological process (GO): microtubule-based movement; mitotic spindle organization
Molecular function (GO): microtubule motor activity; ATP binding; microtubule binding
Source: RefSeq, a predicted model, not a curated record
AAAAAGGAAAGAGUGUCAUGAAAGACUUACCACCGCAACCGUCAGGGCUGGUGUGGGAUGUGUAUGUAGUGAAGGCAAAGGAAAAUGAUAGUGGUUGUUGUCUUUGCAGUUACCUCUUCCACUUGUACUAGCUACCACUCCUUCUAAUAUGCCACCCUUUUGCCGCUAUUUCCCCAACUACCCCUUCUCUCUCUCCCUCUCUCUAACCAAACUAAACUAUCUACGCUGAAACACAGUACUCUCCACCAGCUUCUGCUCUUUACUGUUGUUGUUGUUGUUGUAUCACUUUCUUGUCAUCAAAUUCUCCAAUUUCUCAGACAAUGAGAACUGUUUUUCUUUGAUCUUUUCACACACAUAAUAACCUUUGUAAAAAAAAACCCCUCUAGCUAAAAACUAAAAUCUGUGACUCCCUUUUCUUCUUUUCUUCUUGUUUUUUUCUAACUUCUUGAUGGAAGCUCCUCCUUCGCCUAGUCCUGCCUCUCCUGCUACAAACGGAGGAGAGGAUUGUUGUGUCAAAGUUGCUGUUCAUAUAAGACCACUCAUCGCCGAUGAGCGAGCUCAAGGUUGUAAAGAUUGUGUCACUGUCGUGUCUGGAAAGCCUCAGGUACAAAUAGGCACACAUUCAUUUACCUUUGAUCAUGUCUAUGGGAGUAGUGGCACUCCUUCAUCUGCUAUGUUUGAAGAUUGUAUUGCCCCAUUAGUUGAUGGUUUAUUCCAAGGAUAUAAUGCGACUGUUCUUGCUUAUGGUCAGACGGGAUCUGGGAAGACAUAUACAAUGGGAACUGGCUUCAAAGAUGGUUUCCAGAUGGGAGUUAUUCCUCAAGUCAUGAAUGUUCUAUUCAGAAAGAUUGAAACUUUAAAACAUCAAACCGAAUUCCAACUUCACGUUUCUUUCAUUGAGAUUCUGAAAGAAGAAGUAAGAGAUUUGCUGGAUCCUACGACUUUGAACAAAUCAGAUACUGCAAAUGGGCACACAGGUAAAGUAAAUCUCCCAGGGAAACCACCAAUACAAAUUCGUGAGACUUCAAAUGGUGUCAUAACACUAGCAGGAUCGACAGAAGUUAGUGUUUGUACAUUUAAAGAAAUGGCUGCUUGCCUAGAACAAGGAUCAUUGUGCAGGGCAACAGGGAGCACAAAUAUGAACAAUCAAUCGAGUCGUUCACAUGCCAUCUUCACCAUCACCUUAGAGCAAAUGCGUAAGCUCAAUCCAGUUUUCCCUGGCGAUAGCAAUCCAAACGACAGUAUGAAUGAAGAGUAUCUGUGUGCAAAGUUGCAUUUAGUAGAUCUUGCUGGAUCUGAGAGAGCCAAGAGGACUGGUUCUGAUGGCAUGCGUUUUAAGGAAGGAGUUCACAUCAAUAAGGGCCUUCUUGCACUUGGAAACGUUAUCAGUGCACUUGGUGAUGAGAAAAAGCGAAAAGAAGGUGUUCAUGUUCCAUAUCGAGACAGUAAAUUGACUCGGCUUCUGCAGGAUUCGCUUGGUGGUAACAGCAGAACUGUUAUGAUAGCUUGCAUUAGUCCAGCUGAUAUCAAUGCUGAGGAAACCCUCAACACCCUAAAGUAUGCAAAUCGUGCCCGCAAUAUCCAAAAUAAGCCUGUUGUUAAUAGAGAUCCGAUGUCCAGUGAGAUGCUAAAGAUGCGCCAACAGCUUGAGUAUUUGCAAGCAGAACUUUUUGCCCGUGGAGGAGGAUGUUCAUCAGAUGAAAUUCAGGUUCUCAAGGAAAGGAUUGCUUGGCUUGAAGCUGCCAAUGAGGACCUUUGUCGUGAACUUCAUGAAUACCGCAGCAGAUGCACCACUGUAGAGCAACGUGAAACAGAUGCUCAAGAUGGCAGUAUCUGUUCUGUGAAAACUGAUGGGCUUAAAAGGAGCUUGCAUAGUAUAGAGUCACCAGAUUAUCAAAUGGGUGAAACUAUUCCUGCAGGAGACUCCAGGGAAAUUGAUGAAGAAGUAGCGAAAGAAUGGGAGCACACGCUUUUGCAGAAUACCAUGGACAAAGAAUUGCAUGAAUUGAACAGACGUUUGGAGGAGAAAGAGUCAGAGAUGAAACUUUUUGGAGGGGCUGACACUGCAGCUCUCAAGCAACACUUUGGCAAGAAAAUCAUGGAAUUGGAGGAUGAAAAAAGAGCCGUGCAGCGAGAGAGGGAUCGCCUGCUGGCUGAAAUUGAAAAUCUUUCUGCUAGCUCUGACGGGCAAAAAUUGCAAGAUAUCCAUGCCCAGAAAUUAAAAACUCUUGAGGCACAGAUUAUGGAUCUUAAGAAGAAACAAGAGAACCAAGUUCAGCUUUUAAAGCAAAAACAAAAAAGUGAUGAAGCAGCAAAGCGAUUACAAGAUGAAAUUCAAUAUAUAAAGGCACAAAAGGUUCAGUUGCAACACAGGAUCAAACAAGAGGCAGAACAAUUCCGACAGUGGAAGGCCUCUCGGGAAAAGGAACUGCUGCAGUUACGGAAAGAAGGGAGAAGAAAUGAAUAUGAAAGGCAUAAGCUACAAGCUAUAAACCAGCGCCAGAAAAUGGUUCUUCAAAGAAAGACAGAAGAGGCUGCAAUGGCUACCAAGAGGUUAAAAGAGCUGCUUGAAGCUCGAAAAUCUUCUGCACGAGACAACUCAGCUAUCUCCAAUGGAAAUGGAGCAAAUGGUCAGAGCAAUGAGAAAUCCUUGCAACGUUGGCUUGAUCAUGAGCUGGAGGUCAUGGUAAAUGUGCAUGAAGUCCGCUUUGAAUAUGAGAAGCAAAGCCAAGUGCGAGCUGCACUGGCAGAAGAGUUGGCUGUGUUGAAGCAAGUAGAUGACUUUGCUUCAAAAGGAUUGAGUCCUCCACGAGGAAAGAACGGAUUUGCAAGGGCUUCUUCUAUGUCACCAAAUGCGAGAAUGGCCAGAAAAUCAUCACUUGAAAACAUGUUGAGCAUAUCGUCUAAUUCUCUUGUUGCAAUGGCUUCACAACUUUCAGAAGCAGAGGAGCGAGAGCGUGCAUUUACAAACCGUGGACGUUGGAAUCAGCUUCGUUCCAUGGGAGAUGCGAAGAAUUUGCUUCAGUAUAUGUUUAAUUCUCUGGGAGAUGCCAGGUGUCAACUAUGGGAGAAGGAAAUGGAAAUAAAAGAAAUGAAGGAGCAAUUCAAAGAACUUGUAGGUCUAUUGCGACAAAGUGAAUCACAAAGAAAAGAAGCUGAAAAGGAGCUAAAAUUGAGAGAGCAAGCACUUGCCGUGGCUUUGGCUACAGCAGCCUCUGCUGACCAAGAACAGAGGAACUCCCACAAUUCACUGAAACAUUUCAAUGAUGACAUGAGUGGUCCACUGUCUCCAGUGUCUGUGCCGGCACAGAAACAGCUAAAAUAUACGCCAGGAGUUGCUAAUGGUUCAGUCAAAGAGUCAGCCGCAUUCAUAGAUCAGACCAGAAAGAUGGUGCCACUUGGGCAGUUGUCAAUGAGAAAAUUAGCAGCUGUAGGGCAAGGCGGGAAGUUAUGGAGGUGGAAGAGAAGUCAUCACCAGUGGCUUUUACAAUUCAAAUGGAAGUGGCAGAAACCAUGGAGACUGUCAGAAUUGAUCAGGCACAGUGAUGUAAUGGUUAUGAGGGCAAAGGCUCGUCAACAGGCUGCUCUGCCACGUAAAGUAUGAUGUCAUGUCGUCACCAGAUUAUUCUUGCCUGAUACUCAUCUUUGACCUAUAAGUAUGAUCCUAACACAGCACAGAAAGCACCUAUAGACGCGUGGAGUGAUCUGGGAGUGGCUGUUGAAGAGAUCUGCUUAUAGCUCGCGUGGAUGAGCUGAUUUUGGAAAGCAAUAGGUUUUAAUCUUGGAAAUUUCUUUUUUUGCUGUGGUCACCACAUUUGAAGCAUCUUGUAAAGCAGUGUUGAUGCGGCCAAUUGUUGACCCCAAAUAUUUACUACAAGAAGUGCUGAUACCUGUGAUGGUGUGAGUUGCAAGAUGACAGUAAAAGAACAUCUUGCUCCAGGUGUCUCUAAUGUUUUGGUAUAUAUUCUGCAAUAACAACUCUUUCAAGGGAAGAAAUCCCUCUCCAGAAGUCACAGAAAUGUAUAACAAAGGUUUUUUUGUUUUUUUUUAGUGAUUGUAUGUAAGUUCUAGCUAAACAUGUUCCAAUGUUUAUUGUGUAUAAGCAAUAUUGAUUCUGUUGAAAGGGAUUGAAGGCUGUAGUGUUUUCUGUCACUUGACAGCAAAAAAAAGUUGUUUAGAGAAUUUAUUGUACUUACUUUUUGGCUGUGACUGUAUCCAAGAAUAAGAGUGGUUUUGUUGAAA